Messenger RNA from Tachyglossus aculeatus (Australian echidna), 959 nucleotides. It is a transcript of the gene CD247, whose product is annotated as CD247 molecule. Gene Ontology annotation, biological process: cell surface receptor signaling pathway. The coding region runs from base 12 to 509 and encodes 165 amino acids. NCBI's taxonomy places the organism in Eukaryota, Metazoa, Chordata, Mammalia, Monotremata, Tachyglossidae. The transcript has 8 exons. Gene Ontology annotation, cellular component: membrane. Gene Ontology annotation, molecular function: transmembrane signaling receptor activity. The record is from RefSeq and is a predicted model, not a curated record.
AGCCGCCUGUGAUGAGUCUCCGACCGAGGUGGAUCGGUUCCCUCUCCCCCGCAGGAGGGGCACACCACGGAGCUCAGAGCUUGGGCCUGACAGACCCGCGGCUAUGCUACAUGCUGGAUGGGAUCCUCUUCCUCUACGGAGUCGUCAUCACCGCCCUCUUCCUCAGGGCCAAGUUUGGCAGGAGCGCCGGGGUCCCGUCCCAGCAGGGCCAGAACCAGAUCUAUAACGAGCUCUCCCCGAACCGCCGAGACGACUACGACAUUCUGGACAAGAGACGGGGCCGAGACCCGGAGAUGGGGGGGAAACAGAGGAGGAAGAACCCCCAGGAAGCCGUGUACAACGCCCUGCAGAAGGACAAGAUGGCAGAGGCGUACAGCGAGAUCGGGAUGAAAGGGGAGAACCAACGGAGACGAGGCAAAGGCGGCAACGACGUUCUGUACCAGGGUCUGAGCACGGCCACCAAGGACACCUACGACGCGCUCCACAUGCAGCCCCUGCCGCCUCGCUAACGGGCAGCUCCGACCCCCGCCGCCAGCCAGACAUCCCCGGAAAAGAGCACCGCCCAGCCGGUUGUGCCCCGCUCCCCUCCCCUCCCCUCCCCUCUCCGCAGCACCAGCACCCGGGGCUCCUCCGCGGGGGUGGGGGUCCGGAUUGGGGCAGCAGCCCGUCCUCUUCUCCCACCACAGGUAGCUUCUUCCUGCUUGGACGCUCCCGGGGGGGCCUGGCUCCUAACCCUCGCUGCACCCUUAAAACUCUCCACCUCCCCUCUCCGUGCCCCCCCUCGCGCCCCUUCCCCCCUCCCCAGGGCUGCGGCAUUUCCCUUUGUGAAUCGUUGGCCCGGGGCAAGAUGGAGACCACGGCAACUCAGCAGCCAGCAGCCCGCCUCCUGUUAUUUAUACUGUUGGCCAGCCUCGAAUGGUUUUCAUUCCACCUGCUUUUAAUAAAAAACAGUUUUACUU